Helianthus annuus (common sunflower) is the source of this 2078-nucleotide messenger RNA. Its product is annotated as probable serine/threonine-protein kinase PBL1. Bases 142 to 1926 code for a protein of 594 amino acids. The transcript has 5 exons. Gene Ontology annotation, molecular function: ATP binding; transmembrane receptor protein tyrosine kinase activity. Gene Ontology annotation, biological process: protein autophosphorylation. The record is from RefSeq and is a predicted model, not a curated record. Gene Ontology annotation, cellular component: plasmodesma; plasma membrane. Lineage: Eukaryota; Viridiplantae; Streptophyta; Magnoliopsida; Asterales; Asteraceae.
UCAGGCAAGUUCAUAACCCUGAUCUACCUAAAGUGUUUCAAUCUCCACUUGCAAUUAUAUUUCAACAAGAAUGACAAUAAGAACAAGAAGUCUGAAUCCAGUAAACAACCAUCCCCUCACGUUCUGAAAAUUCCCGAAAUUAUGAAAGCAACGAAAAACUUAAACGAAUCGUUCCUGAUGCGGAGGGGAUGGUUCGGGGAUGUUUACUAUGGUGAACUUUUGCAUGGAUCAGUUCUUGUCCCUACUGCAAUCAAACGAUAUACGAGACGACGCGGGCCAACGGAUUCUUGGCCGGACGUUGAAAAGCAAAAGCUUUACGCUUUGCGACACCCGAAUCUUGUGUCCAUGAUUGGUUAUUGUGAUGAUGAUCGGUAUGAGAAAGAAAUCAUUCUUGUGUACGAGUAUAUUUCGAGUAGAAAAUCUCUUAAUGAUCAUCUUCAUGUGCUUAGUACCCCGCUUCCCUGGAUUCGCCGAUUGGAAAUAUGCAUUGGUGUUGCUCAUGGGUUGGAAUACCUACAUUCUGCUGGCGUUAUGCAUGGCGACAUUAGGAGCCAUAAUAUCAUGAUGACUGAAAGUUUGGUACCCAAAAUUACAGAUUACGGCUUGUCGGGACUAUCUCUAGCUUAUCGUCCAACUGCCGUCAGCAUUCCUCUUAGAGCUUGUGGCUAUGUGGAUGCCGCUACAAUUAACCAUCAUGGAGGCUUAACAAUGAAAUCUGACGUGUUUUCACUUGGCGUGCUUUUGUUGGAGUUGCUUUGUGGGAGGCCUGUACUGGAUUACAGUUGUCAUGGCGAUGACCCACAGCGGUAUCUGGUUUAUUGUGCCGUAUCUUUAACGAUGUUAGAGGAUGUGAUCGAUUCCAAUGUGAAGGAUGAGAUAUCCAAAGAUUGUUUGGAGGACUUUUUCGAGAUUGCAAAGAGAUGCGUGAAUGAAUCUCAACAACAGCGACCUGACAUGGCUGAGGUCGUGACCCGCCUUGAGUCUAUAUUGACGUUACAAAAGAGUCACACGAAUCCGUUGCAGGAUGCACUAAGUGUGAAGAUGCUUACUUAUGAUGAUUUGAAAAAAGCUACAGGUGACUUUAGUCGAAAUCCGCCUUUUGGUGAGACAGAGGUCUUUCUAGGUUGGGUUGAGCUUGAGCGAGAGAAGUUAGCCCCUUCGAAAGAAGGUGUUGGAAUUGCUGUUGCCGUUGCUUCCAAAUCGAUGGCUCAUGAUGACUGGCUGGAAGAGGUGAACUUCAUGGGACAGCUGGAUCAUCCUAAUAUCGUUAAACUCUUGGGAUGCUGCAAGAGUGAUGGAGACGAAAACUUUCUUGUUUACGAGCACAUGCAGAGAUCUCUCCGUCGCUUUAUUCAAGGAGAUGAUGGUUUGGAACCACUUUCAUGGGGGGCACGGCUUAACAUCCUGAUAGGAGUUGCUCGUGGAAUGGCGUAUUUGUAUACGGAUAAAGGCGUACGUUGUAAUUUCCGAUUCGAUGAUAUAUUGUUGGAUGAGGCUUUAAAUGCGAAACUAGGGGGGUUUGGGUGGGUGCAUGAUUGGAAAGAGAGAAAAGGAGUUUUCGGUUAUUUAAAGGCAGUCUAUGACCCAAAAACUGGUUUUUUGCCGAUGAAUGAUGUAGUAAGUUUCGGGUUUGUGGUGUUAGAAACUAUUGCAGCCAAACGCCCUGCAGACGUCUUGGUGGACUUGGUAGACUUGGAGAGUAUGGGGACGGGGGCUCCUAAGAUCAAAGCAAACAAAAGAAAGAUUAAGAAAAAAUUAGACCCGCGUCUUCAAGGCAAAUACUCCUCAAAAGCUGCUUACGAUUGCAUUGCGCUCGCGUUAAAAUGUAUUGCUGGACAACGUCCCACGUGCGAGCCUUCAUGGGAAGAAAUUGUGUGGAGUUUGGAACAAAUUAAAGCGCGUAACAAGUAUACAAAAAAAUUCUAGAGUAAACUGCAAUUUGUCUCCCUGUGGUUUGGUGGUGGGAGCAACAUGCCUUCCCAAUUUAUUAUUUUUUAUUUUAUUGCAAUUUGUCUCCCUGUGGUUUUAAAACAUCACACUUUGACAUCUGUCAAACGAAACUUGAUACAAUAAGGGUG